Messenger RNA from Gasterosteus aculeatus aculeatus (three-spined stickleback), 4402 nucleotides. NCBI's taxonomy places the organism in Eukaryota, Metazoa, Chordata, Actinopteri, Perciformes, Gasterosteidae. The record is from RefSeq and is a predicted model, not a curated record.
UGUGAAAAGGCACGUCAACAUGUGUUAGUUCAUGCAUAAGUAACAACAAAUGCACUGAUGUUUCACCGGCGAAGCGUUGUUCUAAUAUCAAUACUACGUGUCUAAAAAUACAAUACCGGCGGGGUUACACUUUGCUACUAUUGUACUUGUUGUUGUACUUGUGGUUCUGAGUCAAAGCAUCAUCGUUUUCAUUAGUUUUUCUUGAUGCUGCUUUGAUGCUGAUGUGCUGUAACCAAAACAUCUAUUUCUAAUCCUUAAAGAAUGGAGAGAGAGGACCAAAAUGUAGAUACUUCACGACAGUUUUUGAAUAUCACAUUUCUACCUAAAACUUCUUUCUUGUGGUCCCAACGUGGUCCCAACAUGUGCAGACAAGGACGUGGGCAGUUCUUCUUUUUUUUUAUGGAGUGAGGCCUCUUCUCGUUGCACCAUCUUCAGGCCCCUGUUGUCUUCAGAGGGGCCCUUUGGUGGAAGUGGGCUGCGUACAAGGUCCAACAACACAGUUGGGCUUUGGGCAUUUCAGCACUGGAAUGAGCAAAAUGUGAUCUGAAUCUCAUCUGCCUGCAUCCACACGGUGCACAUUCCUGCCCCAAAGGCACUGUAACACUUUAGACCAGCUGUAUCUAAUAACGAAGCCAUGUCUUAUUACCCUGCUGCUUGACCAUCAACACUGCAACACCAGAAGCCCCUCACAACAGAUGCGUGUGACCUCGACGCCCCAUAACCAGCCAUGAAGCGUGAGCAGUGACGUGAGCCUUUCACUGUUUCACUAUGUAAAAACAAGGCCAGUGACAACUGUUGAAGUGCCAAAACGCCUGAUUCCACAUGCGCUCCUGAUGCUCCUCGCAGCGGCUGCAGGGGGGGCUGGUGGACCACAUGGUGAGCUGUGGUCCAAGACGCAAGUUGGCUGAGGGCAAGAUUUUGUAGUUAAUACAUUCUACUGUCCAUGAAUGAAUGACUAUUGUUUGGGUUGUUUAGUUUUACAGUGUUCAAUCUCAUUAUGAUCUCGUGAAAAAAAAAAACAACAAUAAGAAAAUGUGUCAACAACACGCAGUCUUUAGAUUAAAACGAACAGAAGAAAAAAAGUACAAUUAUAACAGAGUGAGAAUAAACUGAAAACAAGUUUAAAAAAUUGAAAUAAAAUAAAAACAUGAUCAGUUGUUUUACAUAACAUGUAGAUUGCAGUAGACACGCACUGCCGGAUGAGACUGAUCCCAGGUCUGCUCACGCGGACGUGCGCCGCAUACGGCUGUAGACGCCGCUGCGUGCGAGCCAGCGGUGGACGGACCCGCUCCGCGAGCCUCCGACCCCCGCCCGGCUCCCUCCAACACACCUGCCUCCUGAGGCUGGAUGUUCAUUCACAUCGAUCGCUGAGGCGGCGGAUGCGUAAUUACGCGGUGCGUCCGCGCGGCACCGUCUGCGUUUAGUGGAGCGGGAGACCUCCGCCAUCGGUCGGGGGACUGAGAUGAGCUCCGAGAGCCCAACGAGACGGUGUUUAAAGCUCAACCGGGCUGCCUCGACCCAGCAGAAGCGGCGCCGACUGACAGGGACGGUCUUUUGUACCGGACACGUGUGAGAUGAAGGACAAGAAGAGAAAGAAAAGAUACAGAUGCUUUUAUUUUGUUUGUUGAUCGCAGAACAAACCGGGAUGGAUGCCAGCCGAUGUUGAACGGAUGCUUCUGAGUGGAAUUUAUUCCUGAGUUUUAUUGUUUUUCUUUUCUUCCGUUAAAGGGCUUUACGGAUCGAGAUCGGGUUUUUUGGGGGGGGGGGGGGAUUGUGUCGCUUCCCGCCUCGGCAGGAGGGGCUUCCUACCACGCGAUGAUGGAUUGACGCGGGGGAUCCGCGCCGCACAGAUGGCGAACGCGAGCGCGUUCGGGGAGAGCAGCCCGUCCUCCCACGGCUACGCGUCCGCGGCCUCUGCGGUCAAGCUCGCCUGCCUGGGUCUGAUCACCGGCGUCAGCCUGCUGGGCAACGCGGCGCUGUCGCUGCUGCUGCUGAAGGACAGCGCGCUGCACAAGGCCCCCUACUUCUUCCUCCUGGACCUUUGCCUGGCCGACGUGGUGCGCUCCGCGGUCUGCUUCCCCUUCGUGAUGGCGGCGAUCGGCGGCGGCGGCUGGCCGUACAGCGCGCUCUGCUGCAAGAUCGUCGCCUUCAUGUCGGUGCUCUUCUGCUUCCACGCCGCCUUCCUGCUCUUCUGCGUCAGCGUCACCCGCUACAUGGCGGUCGCCCACCACCGCUUCUACUACAAGCGGAUGAGCCGGUGCACGUGCGCGGCGGUGAUCUGCAUGGCGUGGACCCUCUCCGUGGCCAUGGCUUCUCCGCCGGUGUUCGACGUGGGCACCUACGAGUUCAUCCGCGAGGAGGAGCAGUGCACCUUCGAGCACCGCUACGUGAAGGCCAACGACACGCUGGGCUUCCUGCUGAUGCUGGCCGUGGUCGUGGGGACGACCCACGUGGUGUACGUCAAGACGCUGUGCUUCGUCUACGACCACCGCAAGAUGAAGCCGGCUCAACUGGUCCCGGCCAUCAGCCAGAACUGGACCUUCCACGGGCCCGGGGCCACCGGGCAGGCCGCCGCCAACUGGAUCGCCGGCUUCGGCCGCGGGCCCACCCCGCCGACGCUGGUGGGCAUCAGGCAGGCGUCGCACCCCGGCAACAGGAGGCUGCUGGUGCUGGACGAGUUCAAGAUGGAGAAGCGCAUCGGGAAGAUGUACUACAUGAUCACGCUGACGUUCCUCGUCCUGUGGGCUCCUUACAUAAGCGCCUGCUACCUGCGGAUAUUUGUGCGGGGAGCUCCGGUCCCGCAGCUCUACCUGAGCGCGGCGGUGUGGAUGAGCUUCGCUCAGGCGGGGGCGAACCCCAUCAUCAGCUUCCUGUUCAACAAGGAGCUCCGGGUGCGCCUCAGAGCCCGUUUCCCCAGCUGCCGGGGGACGCUGACGCCCACGGAGCCGUACUGCGUCAUCUGACCCGGACACACCGGAGACGCUCGCAUCUCGUCUCAGAAUGUUCGAAAAUGGACCAAAAUGCAAUGACCAGCUGUCACUAAAUUGGGCGAAUCCAAGGAGAAAUGUAGUUGGUAAAUAUGUAUGUAAUAAAAAAAUCCAUCCAUGUUGCGUAUGGGAUGUAAUUGUAUACAAUGACAUGCUAAUUGUCACACGUUUUAACAGGAGAAGCCGCGUACACGAAGUAGAGCAACACACGCACACGACGCACACCGGUGUUACCCAAACAGAAUAUUAAGCUAGAGGUGUGAUGUGACUAAUGUUAUGACACCAUUAGUCACAUCACACCUCUAACUAACACCUCGGGGUCUGUGGUGGUUUAUUGUCUCGAGUGUCUGGAGGAGAUGCUGAGUGACACGUCUCGCUCUGGAUGAGAUGAAGGAAGGAAAAGCAAUGAAGAGGAACACAAGUGAUUUCAUGUGACAGACAUGGAUGAAAGUCCUCCUCUGUUUUAUGGCUGCAUGUUCCUCUCAGCGACCGGAGGGCUGUUGUGACAGGGAGGCUGUUUUAUGAGCUACGAUUUAUGCUCAUAGCUCUCUAAAACAUUUUGGAAAUAUCUCAAAGAACUGUGUAAAAUAAUACACAUUUACUUUAAGCAUGUAAAUACACAUACACAUAGAUGGGAGGGCACGUAUUAUUUACAUAGUAGACCAUUGUACUUUUAGAAAAUAAUUCAGAAUUAAAGAAGAAAUAAAGAAAUAAAAAUAUAUUAAUGUUCAAAAUAUUAUGAUGAUGAUGAUUCAUUUUCACUACAGUGCAUUUGUCCUAAGCUAAAGGUUUUCAUUAUUUAACAUAAUCAUUAUUUAAAGUAAUUUGCCAAUUUAUCAUCAGAGGAAAAGUGUUAAGCACGAUCUUAUUUUUUACAGGAAUAUUGGACCGGUUUCUUUUUGUGCUGCGACGUGUGAAGCAGAAAAUGACUGCAGUUGUAAUGACGGCUGAAGAUCCGCGGGACACCAACAGCAGGGUGAAGAAGAGGAGGACGAAGGACCUCAUGGUGCCGAGCUGUCUCUGCGCUGUCCUCCAGGGAGAAGACUGAGGAUGCUGAAGAUGUGGGACUUUGCUGCGCGUGCACACGUUACCGACCGCGGAGACGAGUGGCCUUCCAACUCGUGCGAGAAGGCUGGCAGAGGUUUUAUAAAGCCAGCCCGCCAUUCAGACGCCCCGUGACGCCAGCAGCACCUCGCGGGGGCUGCAGAAAAAAGACCCCACAAAGGCCGAGGGGAACAGUGAAGCGCCAGUGAGCUCGCACGCCUCUUGUUUUAUGCUUUAUGGGGAACGAUGGCAUUGUUUCUGUUUGUUAGAUUCAAGGCCACACAUUUCGAAGCCUCCUCUCAAGCCCACUGAAUCUUUUUGUCCCUCACGAAUGUUCACUGGUUAAAAGAAAUAAACCACAGGCCACUGAG